UCGGAGAAGAAGCUCUUCAGUCGGCGAGUCUUGGCGCGCACUGAAAACCGCGCCUUUGAAAACUCUCAAGAGCGGACGACUCGUGAACGAGGAAUAUCGUUCGGAAGGAUUCCGGAAACGAACAAAAGUGACCCCUGCCGAAAAAUGAAAGUUUGCGUACUCGAGCAAGGUGUGAAGUUCCCCUCGACAACGCCACCCGAGGAAACCCUCCAGGACACCCUCCAUUUGUAUGAAGAAACCGCGAAGUUUGCGAAAGAGCAGGGUUGCCAGCUCCUCGUCUGUCCAGAAAUGGGCGCUCUCACCGGAAUCGCACCCCAAGACAGAUUCGUUACAGCGGAAGUCCUCCCGCGCAUAGGUCAAGCACCAGACCCCUCGAAUCAGGCAACGCUUUGCGCUCUCGCGGAAAUCGCGCGCCAGAACGAACUGCACCUUGUAGUAUCGACGAUAGAGAAAGCCGAUGCUUUCUAUAACACAACAGUGAUUCUAACACCUCAAGGCACCCUAGCCGGGCGUCAUAGGAAGAAGCAUUUAUACCUGGAACCCUGCAUCACCCCGUCUGGCGAAGAGGCGCGAAGAAUUCAUCUGGAGGGCAUCGGUGACGUUGAGUUCAUCACCUGUUUCGAUGUUUACUUCGCUGAAGCGAAUCGUGAGGAGCCCAGCGAUCUAGCCAUAAUGGUGGCUCACUGGUAUGAUGAAAUCCCGAAUCUCACAUUGUUGUCGGUCGCUAGAGGAUGGUCUGUAUCGAAUCAGACUCCGAUCAUCGUGAGCAAUUGCCGCUCCGUGCGACAAGCAACGCUAGGAGCAGGACUUUUCCAUCCAAACGGGAACGGGAAAUAUUCAAUGUCAUUCAGCAAGGACAAAGAAUGCGUUCACAUCUUCGAUCUUGACGAGAAAGCGACGCUGAUUCGAGAGCCCAAAGACGUGCUCACUCCAGACACCUAUCAGCCCAUAAUCGGCGACUUGAAGAGGUUCGACCGCCUUGUUCUCAGAGACAAGUCUGGGAUUCUCAAAAUCGAUCUGCCCACAAUCUCGUGUCAAAUUAUGUAUGAGCUGCGAGGGCUUUCUCAGGAUGUAAUCUAUUUCAUGAUGGCAGCUGACGGAAUCCGGCGAUUUGGCAACGGAGACAGUUUGUACUUACAGGAGUUGUAUAUUGUGGCUCUCAACAAACAGAGUCGAGAAGUUUCGGUAGUUUCGGGGAACCCCUUCCGAACUUUGCGCUUGAGCAUGGGUAUAAAGAAUGAGAAUCAACGUCGCACAGUUUUCCCAAUUGUUGUGGGGGAUAAUCUCUCGCUCAUAGGACCCGAGCGAUGGCAGUUUGAUCACGAGGUUCUCGAGUUACAGGUUGAGGGGGCCAUUGUCUGCGCAGGCAUGUGUCGUCGAGUUUUUAACAAAGAUGUUCCUGUCGUUUCGAGGAAACGCAGCCGAACGAUGUAG
Galendromus occidentalis (western predatory mite) is the source of this 1434-nucleotide messenger RNA. RefSeq names its product vascular non-inflammatory molecule 2. Lineage: Eukaryota; Metazoa; Arthropoda; Arachnida; Mesostigmata; Phytoseiidae. The record is from RefSeq and is a predicted model, not a curated record. The coding region runs from base 145 to 1434 and encodes 429 amino acids. The transcript is spliced from 5 exons.